CGAUUCGAGUUCGAGUGUACAGUAUAAACGCGGCUAUUGCACUAGCUCCACCACACAAGCAAGCCAUGCGAGUGUAUAUUGCAGCGGGGCUUGUUUUUUGAACGGUAACGGUUAUUAGUGUCAGGGAAGAAGCCGCCCACAGCUAGUUUAUCCGAAAGGUAUCUUUGUUCGUGGAUGAAAAUCUCUCGCUUUUCCGCUAAUUUGCGAUGGAUCAGGACAAUGUUUCCGUGCUUCGGGCGAUCGUCGAGUACGUGGAGAAAAGUGAUUGCAUACUGGAGGUGAAAGUUAUGAAGGCAAUCGGCUGUUCGGAUUUGAUAGCGUUGCAGAAGGAAAUGGCUGGGGAUGUAAAAUUUCGCUCCGUUUGGAUUUUCCCGACCGAAAAUGAAGUCGGUGUAACGAUUGUACGUGUCGACUUUGGUGGCAAUGUGCCGUACUCGGUGGCGACGGAAGCGCAGCUCAAGAAGAUUUGCCUGCUCGCCCAAAGCUUGGCCCACGUCACAUACGCACCGCAGCUAGCGGAACGACAUUACACUCGUUUUUCUUCCUCGAUGAACUGGAACUUUUGGCUGAUCGGUAAUCGUGCGACGCGGUUGGGAAAUGUUCCUCCCCCCGGUCAGUUUAGCGAACGCACCCUAAACCGGCGGAAAACGCUCGCUGCAUAUCAACACUUGGCUUCGUCUGCCGAAUGGUUUUCGAUCGCCGAUAGUUCCGUGUAUAUCGUCUGCGGUGAACGGGACAGCGGGAAACUGACCGAGCUCGUCCACUACAUGCUGGGAAGUUGCUGUGAAAGCGAGCGUUCUUGCCGUACGAUCUGUGUGCUGCAGGAAGAGGUUGAAGUGCUCGCUACGGUGGGCCGUAUAUGCGAGGAACGGGAUGAAACGGUGGGCAGUACGAUCGGGUAUAAGCUGACCAUAAACGCGCAAGUCGGUGAAAUGAACAACAUUGUGUUUUGUACCGCCCAGACACUGAUCAUGUCGCUGGUGAUUAAAACGUUCGAUAAAGUUGUGCCGGAACUUACGCACCUGAUCGUGGACUGUAGCGAUCAACGGCCGGCUGGGAUGAGUUUGCUGUUUUCGCUUGUAAAAAAGAUUAUGUCUCAGAAUGAGGCGAUCAAAUUGGUGCUGUUGUGCACCAAGGAGGAGGUGCAAUCGUGGGCAAACUUCUUUGAGGGCGCGCCAGUUAUGCGCUUGCCGUACAACGUACCCACCGAGAACAACCAGCCGAACAGUCCGUGCGGAGCUACGCUCUAUCAUUUGGACAAGAUUCUUAUGACCAUUUGCACACAUGGCGUAAUUCAGAGUUUGAAGGCGAACCUUCCAAAGGUGGAUAAUGCGCUGAAGAUGAUGGCGAACCUGCAACUCGCGUACGGCCAUCGGGGGCUGAAUCGGAAUGCGACGGAUUUAAUGGAUAAGCUGCUCUGGAACUGCUGGAAUUCCGACGAUGCGACACCGUUCACGGCGGUCCUGUUGCCGAUGCUGGAGCAUAACAGACACAUGGCGGACUACCAACAUUCGGACACCCGAAUGACGGCCCUGAUGAUCGCUGCCGCGAAAGGGUUCGAAGACGUGGUCCGGCGUUUGCUGGAGCUGGGCGCUAAUCCGUACCUAAUGGCACGAAAGUCCUUGCAGGCCAUGGAUUGGUGUCCCGAGGCGUCGAACAAUCGCUGCUUGCAGUUAAUGCUAAAUGCACACAAAGCGUACACCACGGACGGUGGGGCGGAUCGGUGGUCUCUGCUGUGUCAAAUGUACCACAAACUGUACAACCCGUACGUCGUUGACCAGAAGCUGGUAGUGGACAUUGUGGCACACAUCUGCAAGAGAUUUGCAUCGGGGAAUGUACUUGUGGUGCUACCCGAUUACUCCGACGUGCUCGAGUGUCUCGUGUGGCUACGACGCAGUGCGCUCGAUCGACACAAUAUAAAGUUUGUGGUCUAUCACCGUCUGGUCACCGAGGAUGAGUUUAAAGAUAGUGUCGUCUAUCCGGAAGAACAAUCGAAACCGAAUCCGGGCAAACGGUUCUGUGUCAUGUUGCUAGCGGGAGCUUCACUGCUGGAGCUAAUACCGUCGCUGAACCACAUUCAUUAUGUGGUGGACACAGGGCUAAAGGUGCACCAUUCGGGGGAUUACGCCAAAGGCAUCUGCAUUGAUCGCUCGUGUCUGGCUACGGCACGCACCUGCCGCCUGCUCAUGUGGCUUGCCCAGCGGAAGUGUUUCAUGCUGUACGGGAAGGAUAGGCUGAAAAGUGACGAAGCCUCAAAACCACUUCCAAUCAAAGCGGUCUCCAAUGUAACGCCACCGGAAACGAUACUAACAGCCCUGCUUUGUCGUACCGACUUUUCCACGUCGACGAUCGAGUAUCUUGGCGCCACGCUGUUCGGCGCACGUCCAGCAAGCGUCGGCGCUUCGUUACAGCUGCUUCACCAAAUCGGAGCCAUCGAAAGACCGCUUACCGUACCGACCAGCUUGGGGCAACUGCUGAGCCACCUGGACGUUGGCAUCCAUCUGGGCAAAGCGUUACUCUACUCCAUCUUGUUCCGUUGCGUUGACCCGAUGCUCACCAUUAUUGCCGCCCUGAAGGUAGGCAACCCGUUCGUCGAACCGUUGGACGAGCAGAGUGAGAAAGAAAUUGUGCAGCUAAAGCAUUCCCUGCACAGCCGCACGUACAGCGACUGUAUGGUGCUGUUGCGCUUGUACCAUCAGUGGAGCCAAUGCAAGUACACCCAAACCGAUGGGAGCAUGGUGAGCAACUAUCGGCUCAAGAUCGGCGCAAUGGAAGCGAUCUCGAACGCGCGGGUCGAGAUUAUGUCCAUGCUGCGCGUACUGGGGAUAGUCAAGUGUAGCCGUGAGAACAACAUCGACUCGCUCAACACCAACUCCACCAAAUGGGCCAUAGUAAAGUGUUGUCUGGCGGCCGGCUUCUAUCCCCAGCUAGCCAUAGCGGACUACGAAAAGCACCUACUAACGACCAACUGUGGAAGCGAAGGGUUUAAGCCGCAUCGUCUUUCGGUGGUACAGAUCGACAGUCUUCCCGCGAAAUGGGUGAUCUACGGUCGGAAGCUCGACCACCAGCUAAACGUAGCGAAGGAGCAAAGCGUGCAGGCGCAACUCCUAGAAAACACCGUCAUUACCGACUGGACGGUGCUGCUGGUGUGUGGCAUCGAUAGGUUCGACACAUUGGCCAACGGUAACAUGCAGCUACGGGAAGGGCGCAACAUUGCCGACAGAGAACCGGGCACGGUACAGUUCAUCAUCGAUCGGAAGUACACGUUCCAGCUACCGUACGACUACUACCGGGCAGUUUCCUUCAUUCGACGUCGGCUGGGGCAACUGUUUGAACAUUUUAGCCGCAACCUGCUCAAAACGUUGAAGCGCGAGGAAACGGACAGGCUGGUGAACUACAUCGGAGAUAUAUUGCACCAGGAGGAUGUAAGCUCAAUGAUGGCCUGCACCCUGAACGAUACACGACCGAAGCUUAAGAAUCCCCUGGCGAUGGGUGCAAGCUGGAACUUCACGAUGGAUAUGUUUGAUCGGAUGUAGUCCCAGGAGGGAGCGACACGCCUGGACUUUUUUUGUUGUGUA
Anopheles stephensi (Asian malaria mosquito) is the source of this 3578-nucleotide messenger RNA. Its product is annotated as DExH-box ATP-dependent RNA helicase DExH6-like. Lineage: Eukaryota; Metazoa; Arthropoda; Insecta; Diptera; Culicidae. The coding region runs from base 207 to 3536 and encodes 1109 amino acids. The record is from RefSeq and is a predicted model, not a curated record. Gene Ontology annotation, molecular function: protein binding; RNA binding. Gene Ontology annotation, cellular component: intracellular anatomical structure. The transcript is spliced from 3 exons.